This is a messenger RNA of Alternaria conjuncta, 516 nucleotides long. RefSeq lists its product as uncharacterized. The record is from RefSeq and is a predicted model, not a curated record. Lineage: Eukaryota; Fungi; Ascomycota; Dothideomycetes; Pleosporales; Pleosporaceae. The coding region runs from base 1 to 516 and encodes 171 amino acids. The transcript has a single exon.
AUGGCCUAUCCCACGGGAAAACUCCCUUGGACAAAUUCGCUGUCGGGACCCGGUUCUACCUCUGGCAACCAGUCAGUAGAUCACACCGACGACGAGCUAGGUGAACGUACGAACUCCGACUCGGCGGCUUCCUCAUCGUCAGCUCAUGGUUCUGCCUCUGGCGAACAUCCAGAUGAGCCCUUCAUUGGCCCGCUCCCUGAAGGCACAGACUGCCCGACGUCCUCGUCGCCAAGUCACGGUUCUGGCCUCAGCGCUCUACCGUCUUCAUCGCCUGAUCACCAACCAGAUGGACGCAACAAGAACACGCUUCCUGAACGUACAGACUCACUCGCAGAUCCUGGCGGCCCACGGAAAAUAGGGACGGACUUAUCAAACAUGACGGAGGAUGAGAGAAGGGAAUGGGCUUGGGACAUUGCCGACCCCAAUCGCAAACCCAAAUCCAAACCCGUCAGGCCCGACCCCAACAGCCACUACGUCUCUCCCGAGGGUAAAGUAGCCGCCUCGAAUAGCUUUUAG